Penicillium paradoxum is the source of this 2232-nucleotide messenger RNA. Its product is annotated as E3 ubiquitin-protein ligase BRE1. The transcript has 6 exons. Bases 1 to 2232 code for a protein of 743 amino acids. Lineage: Eukaryota; Fungi; Ascomycota; Eurotiomycetes; Eurotiales; Aspergillaceae. The record is from RefSeq and is a predicted model, not a curated record. Gene Ontology annotation, molecular function: metal ion binding; ubiquitin protein ligase activity. Gene Ontology annotation, cellular component: nucleus; HULC complex.
AUGCCGGCCGUCGAACCCCCCGUCCCGUCUUCAGAACCCGGUCUUGUCAAUAUGGAAGACCGGAAGAGGCCUGCCGCGGACAACAAUGACUCGGCCCCACCAUUAAAGAAACAGGCUACCAGUGUCAACGGUGGUAGCAAGUCCCACCCGGAUGCUGAUAUGCCCUGGAAAGAUGAUUUGGAGGUAAGCUUUUGUUUAAAGUCUGUUCUGCUGCCCAGAUACUUUGUCUGUGGUAUCUUGUUGGACAUCGAUUCCAAAAAAGAAGCGAUCUUGCGUCAGAUGCAAGAGUACAAGCGAGAGAAAUCAUCGUUGGAAACCCGUUUAAGCCAGAUGUCAAAAGCUGCCACGUUUCACAAUGACCAUCUCCGUGUUAUCGAUGCGUGGUUUAAACAGCUGAUUGAUGAAGUGAAAUUACUUCUCGGACCAUCUCAAGCAGAAGGUCAAGAAAAAUCCUUCAAAAGUUCAUUACAGUUUGAAGAUGUUGAAGAAUUCGAGACGCAUUUGAAAUCACGGUCGGAGGAUAUUCGUGCAAUAAUUUCUCAAUUCCAGUCCAAGUCGAAGGAUGCGCCCCCCGAGGUUUCAGAGGUUCAGACCCGCCUUGCAAAGAAACUGGCAGAGGAAAAAGUCACGAUUGCCGAACUCGAAAAAACACUAGCCGAAAAGCAACAGUUAGAAGAAAGCCUCGAGGCUGCAUCAUUGCGGUAUCUAGUGGCGGAAAAGAAACUCGACCGUGCAAAGAGUCUUACUGUUGCGAAGUUAGAAAAACAGCAGUCUAUGGGCAUCCAACGACCUGGAGAAGCAGCACAAUCUAAGCGCGAAGACUCGUCACCCGCAAAUGGUGGAACACCUACCGCAGACCGCAAUCCCGAGUUGGAAGAAGCAAACAACAAACUCUCAGCGAUUUCGAACACACAAAAGGAGCAAAUCCAAAAACUGGAGACCGAAAACGCCGCCCUGCUCGGCCAAAUUACCGAAGUCAAAGUCAAGUCUUCAAAGUUCACCGAUGACGAUUACGCGCAUACGGAUUUGUUCAAACAGCUUCGGUCUCAAUAUGACGAUGUAGUCAAGCGCAUCAACCACUUGGAAGCGACAAAUGUUCAACUUCGCGAGGAAGCAGAGAAAUACCGCUCGGAGAGAACCGCAUACAAGAUCCAGGUGGAGGAUGAAACCCACAGUGAAAUUGCAGAGAAAGAAGCGCAGUUGAUGAGGGCGGAAGCGGAUCUUGCACGGAUACGUAAUGCUCGCGACGAGCUUCUAGCCGACCAACAGAUGAGAAAGGCAGCACAGGAUCAGAAGAAGACAUCUAGUCUGAAACUGCAAGAACUGGCAGAUGCUAGAGAGGCCCGGAUCACAGCCUUAGAGUCGGAAAGUCAACGUUUGCGGCUACAGAUGGAAGGCUCAAAGGCAAACGACAACACUAACGAUAUGCCGCUGGAAGAACUUCGCGCCAAGUACACUAGCUUAGAACGCCAGUACUCUAUGCUCAACACUGAGCUGACAUCGAUGCAAACGGCCUACACGAAAUUCGCCACUCUCGCAUCCCAGAAAGUCACCGACUUCGCGGCUAUGGAGGAGAAGGUUGCACGACUAACAGCGGAGAAGUCCAAAGCAGAUCAAAAGUUCUUCUCUGCAAUGAAAAGCAAGGAUGCCCGGGAUGCAGAAGUUCGCAGUCUCAGGAUGCAAAACUCGACAACAUCCGGAAUUGUGUCCCAGUUGAAGGAAGCCGAGAAAGCCGCCCGGUCAUUGGUAUCCAACAUGGACAAGCAAGCCAGCGAGACCAAGGAAGCACUCAAUGCAGCGAUGAUCAAGCAUCACACCAUUCAACAACAGUUGACCGAGAGCAACAUACUCACCGAGGGCCUGAAAAAGCAGGUAGUCGAGCUCAAGAAUCUUUCGGUUUCCAAGGACUCGACACUGGCAAGCACCAGCUCUGCUUUGCGACAAGCCGAGACAGAGGUGGCCGGUCUGAAACAAUCGCUUGCUGAUACUAAGAAGAGUUUGGACAAUUGGAAAAACAAGAGUCUUGGCAAUUCGUCCUCGGAAUAUGAAAUGUUGCGGACCCUUGCGCUGUGCACAGUAUGCCGUCGAACUUUCAAAGACACGGUGAUCAAAACGUGUGGUCAUGUUUUCUGCAGAGAGUGUGUCGACGAGCGUGUCUCGUCUCGCUCCCGGAAGUGUCCUAACUGCAACAAAUCCUUCGGAAGUAACGACUAUAUGCACAUUACCCUCUGA